This is a messenger RNA of Diaporthe citri, 3540 nucleotides long. RefSeq lists its product as uncharacterized. The record is from RefSeq and is a predicted model, not a curated record. Lineage: Eukaryota; Fungi; Ascomycota; Sordariomycetes; Diaporthales; Diaporthaceae. The transcript is spliced from 3 exons. The coding region runs from base 1 to 3540 and encodes 1179 amino acids.
AUGGAGCAAAUACACGGCGUCGACGUCUCGUGGAUGGCCCACCACGGAACCCCGAAAGACCGAGCGCAGCCUACCCGUCGAUCAGCCUUCCCUGCUCCCCCGGAACAGUCUCCCCGGGGUUCGCCCGCUUCGAGUCCGGUCAGGGAAGCACACGAUGCGAAUGGCCACGCAGACCCAGCGCCCAAAACAAACGGUACACUGCCCAAGCAGAUACCCCCUCGUCCUGGUUUCACCAGGGAGAGGGGGAGCUCGAUCAACGAGAAGAAUGGUGUGGCAAGCAGCGCCUCCCCGACGAGAAGGCCGUCGUGGUUCUCCAACAUAUCCCAGAAGUUCUCAGGCAGCGGGCCUCAAAGCCCGCCACAGGCCAACAACGCGCCGACUAAAGACGCCGAGAUCUCCGUCCCCAAGAUCACGCCCGCCAAGAAUGCAGUCCUCCAGCAUGCGGCUAAACACCAGGGAGAAGGCCCUUACACACCAGCACCGCCCAGGUCGGGCCAGACUGGCCUACUGCAUGUGUUGCGCAGGCUGUCGUCUAAUUCCGGGCAGUUGGGGCCUCCUAUGAAGGGCGUAAACAACCAUGGACUGGUCGAGCGGAAGGUAUUGAACGUCGACCAAAACCGAGAGCGAUGCCCCCUGGAAGAACUACACCAGUCCAAACUGCGGAGGGUGGCAUUCUGUGUCGACGUGGAGAUCGCGCCGAUGCCCAAGUAUUCCGAUGCCGAGGCUUCUCCCGCGCCCAAGGUGUGCGCCACCGGAAAGCCCGAGAAGCGGAAACUCGCCGAGAAGGGCGAGGGCGAGGCACUGAAGAACCCUAAGGCCGUUGAGAACCAAAAGGAACAGGAUGGUACCGUCCAGGUCUCAGGAGAGCAGUUGCCAAAAGAGCCCGAGAAAGAAGGCACAGAGAACAACGACGCUUCUACAAAAAAUGACACCCAGCCCUCUACCGACAGCGGCACAACCACGAAAAAGAAGGAGAAGAAGAAGAGGAGCGAGGAGGAGAGGAAAGCAAGAAAGGAUAAGAAGCGGAAACUUGCAGAGGCCAAUGGCCAGGUCCCUUUGGAACUACACCUCGAUACCGACACUUCUGAACCGUCAGCCCCGACCACCCCAAAGGUGCAGGCUGUCCCGACAACGAACCCCGUGCGCAUCUAUAGGAGAUGUUGUCAGCUCAGGGAGACGCCCAUCCUCAAGAAGAUCACCGAGCAGCUCAUGGCCCCUACGAACUCUACACCCGCCGGGGUCGUUGAGAAGCUGGACCUCAGUGGGUACUGGAUGCAGCUUGCAGAUCUCGUCACAUUGGGGGACUACCUGGCUGUCGUUCCCGUCAAGGAGGUCAUAUUAGAAAACUGCGGAUUAAACGAUGAGGGCCUGAGGGUCGUGUUGGCCGGUCUUCUCGCAGCGAGGAAGGUCAGCAGCGGCCCUAGGAGACGGCCGAUAACCUCAGCCGAUGGGCUCGUUGAGCAAGGGGGCGUGGUCGAGCGGCUGGUACUGAAGAACAACAAAAUCGGACCUGAGGGUUGGAAACACCUCUGCUUGUUCCUCUACAUGUGCAAAUCCAUCAUCAGCCUGGACCUGGCAGAGAUUCCGUUCCCAAAGCCACCGCCGCAAACAGCAGCAAACGGGCACACCCACCAUUUCCAUCUUCACGAAGAGAAAAAGGCCCCAUUGGACGUUGGUACGCUGUUCGCCAAAUGCAUUGGCGAAAGACUGGCAGGUUCAACGCUUGAAAUGAUGAAUUUGAGCAACAUCGGCCUGAACCAUGCCCAACUUGGUCAGGUCCUCGAUGGCAUAAUGCAGUGCGGGGUCCGCAGGCUCGGCCUUGCGCAUCUCGAUCUCGAUACAGACGGCCUCGAACACAUCAAAAAAUAUCUCAGCAGCGGGAAAUGCGAGGCUCUAGACCUGGGCGGUAACGACCUACGCGACCAAUGUGAGAAUAUUGGUGGCGCUAUCGACGAGACCAACGCGCUGUGGGCUCUAAGCUUGGCUGAGUGCAACCUCAAGCCAGCUUCACUGUGCAAAUUGCUCCCUCAUUUAUAUAAGCUUUCGAAUUUCCGUUUCCUUGAUCUGUCGCAGAAUCAAGCGCUGUUCAACUCGGAUCCUAGCGCUGUUGGGGUCCUCAGAAGAUACUUGCCAAAGAUGGAGACCGUCAAGAGGAUACACCUGAGCGACUGCGCCCUGAGCUCCGAGCAGGUGAUCGCUUUGGCCGAGGUCAUUCCGGAAAUGAAAUCGGUAGCCCACAUAAGUUUUCUGGAGAAUCCGGAACUCACCAAGCUGGCAGAUGCGAGCACCGAGGAGACGCAGGAAGAAGCGUCUGCACUUUACGCGUCCCUGUUGGCUGCUACAAGAAUAUCUCCCAGCCUCGUUUGUGUGGACAUUGACGUUCCCACUGAGACCUCUGGCGAGAUUGUGAAGGCUCUCGCCAAGCAGAUCGUGGCUUAUUGUCUGCGGAACAUGGAGCGACUACCAUUGAAGGAUGGCGGAUCGGGCCUUGCCGAGGCACUGGCAAACGGUGGCAAGGACCCAGAAUACCCAGAUGUGAUCCAACAUCUCGUUGGACAUGAUGUCAUGGCGCCCGACACAGACGACGAGGAAGUCGAAGCCGACGAUGAUUACAUAGUCGGAGGUACAGGCGUCGCGAAGGCGUUGGCUUGCUGCUUGAACAACCGCGGAGUCGCUUCGAGGAGAAAUUCUGGAGAGUUUGUGCGAGAUUUCGAGACAGGAGUUCCACAGCCAACGGCGCAACUGCCUGGUGGGAAAGCCAAGGACGUGUCAAAGCACUUGCUCCUCAGUGCAAGGAAAAUUCGGCACCGUCUGGAGCCUGCUCUCGUCAAGGCAAAGACCCUGGCGGAACAGUCCACCGGAGAGCGUGGUACCUAUCAGCGCUUGUUGUUCCUGCAAAAGACUCUGGAUGGCAUCAUCAAACGCUUCGAGGACGAGUUCCCGGAGACGAAAGAGGCCGCGGACAGUGGCAUAUCGAUCCCGCCGCCCGAUUACCAGCUCGAGAAGACCAACACUCGCAAUUCGCUUUCAUCUGCAGAAGCAGAGCCCGAGCACAUUGCGGCAGGAUCCGAUGUGGAGGACGAAUUCGACGUGCAGCGCAGCCUGGCUCGAAGCAGCUCCAACCUGUCGCUGUCAUCCCUGGCCCUCAACCGCGAGGAAGGCCGCGCGCUCCGGUCAGGUCACCAGUUCCGCUCUGGAUGGAUGACGGCGGAGCAGUAUCAACUGUUAUCGUCGGCAGGCUUCGAAGAACUAGAGAAGGACCCGCACCAGGUGCGCGUCUUCAAUGAGCUGAUUGACGAGCUCGACGACGAGGAAAUCAGCAAACUAAGGGAAGAGAAAGGCGCGGUGAGGGUGUUCCAGGAGCAUCGACAAAAGAUCGUGGACGCCUGCCGGGCAGCUGACCCUGAGUACUGGGUCAAAUUUGUGGAGAGCCAGGAGAAGGCCAAGGCAAACGUCAAUGUGUCCCAGCCCAAGCCCUGUAACAAUGGAGCUGUGCCGGAAGCCGCGGUGGUGGAUGAUGAGGUUGCUGUCGCGGACUAG